Messenger RNA from Vigna radiata var. radiata (mung bean), 2397 nucleotides. RefSeq lists its product as uncharacterized. Lineage: Eukaryota; Viridiplantae; Streptophyta; Magnoliopsida; Fabales; Fabaceae. The coding region runs from base 1 to 2397 and encodes 798 amino acids. The record is from RefSeq and is a predicted model, not a curated record. Gene Ontology annotation, molecular function: nucleic acid binding; RNA-DNA hybrid ribonuclease activity. Gene Ontology annotation, biological process: DNA integration. The transcript has 4 exons.
AUGUGCACAGAUUUUACUGACCUUAAUAAAGCAUGCCCGAAAGACAUAUAUCCCCUUCCAAGCAUCGACGGGCUGGUAGACGGAGUCUCAGGAUAUGAAAUCUUGAGCUUUUUAGAUGCUUAUUCGGGAUAUAAUCAAAUCCCUAUGUAUCAACCCAAUCAAGACAAAACAACCUUCAUAACGGAGCGUUCCAAUUACUGUUAUGAAGUUAUGCCGUUCGGCCUAAAGAACGCAGGAGCGACGUAUCAACGGCUUAUGGAUAAGGUCUUUCAACAUCAAAUAGGAAGAUGCAUGGAAGUAUACGUGGACGACAUGGUAGUGAGGAGCCGAUCGGUGGAAGAACACUUGCGAGAUUUGGCUGAAGUUCUGGAUCAGGUACGGAAGUUCGGGAUGAGGUUAAACCCUCUCAAAUGUACAUUUGGAGUAUCUGCAGGGAAAUUCUUAGGCUUCAUGCUUACUUCACGAGGCAUAGAGGCCAAUCCGGAUAAGUGUCGGGCUAUCUUGGACAUGAGAAGCCCAAGUAGUUUGAAAGAGAAGCAAGUGGAAUGGAACGACCGGUGCGAGGCAGCAUUUGAAGAAGUCAAGCAAAUUCUCACUAACCCCCCGGUUAUGAGACGCCCAGAUUAUGGCUGCGAUUUGCAUUUAUUCCUGGCAGUUGGUGAAGAAGCGGUCAGCGCAGCAUUAAUCCAAGAAGUCCCUGAGUUUUGUCCAAUUUAUUUCAUUAGUCGUGUGCUAAAGGAACCCGAGACCAGAUAUCAGCAGCUUGAAAAGAUAGUCCUAGCACUCGUAAUCGCCACCCGAAGGCUCCGCCCCUAUUUACAGGGAAACCAGAUCGUCCGGUCAUCAGGGAGGAGGAGCGGGUGUUGUUUUGGAAGGACCCGACGGCAUCUUAUCGAGCAGGCCUUGAUCUUCCGGUUUAAAGCUAGCAAUAACCAGGCCGAAUACGAGGCCUUAAUAGCCGGCCUCGAGUUAGCACGAGACUUAGGAGUUAAAGUGCUGUGUUGCAAAACAGAUUCCCAGCUGGUAGCAGGUCACAUGAACGGAACCUUUCAAAUUAAAGAUGAUCAACUGCUUAAAUACUUCCAUAAGGCCAAACACCUAUUUGCACAUUUUGACAGCAUCGAGGUGAAUCACAUACCCAGGUGUGAAAAUCAAAGAGCCGACCGUCUGUCAAAGCUAUCGACUGGUAAGGAGAAAGGCCAACUGGCUUCGUUGGUUCGGCAGAUAGUCUUCAAACCAACAGUUGAAUGCUUACAAGUUUACUCUACUGCCGAACGGGAUGACUGGAGAAGGGAAAUUGUUUUGCUGAUCCAACAACAAGAAGCGAGAAUAGCCCUCCGGUCGGAGGAAUCAAAACAAGUUGCAAGGUACGUCAUGGUAGGAGAAGAGCUGUACCGGAGAGGAUACAUCACGCCAAUGUUAAAAUGUAUAUCCAAAGAUGAAUCCGAUUAUGUAAUGCGAGAGCUUCAUGAAGGGAUAUGUGGCAGACAUGGUGGCGGGCGGUCAUUAAGGGCCCGAGCUUUGAGGGCAGGAUUCUAUUGGCCAACAAUGGAAAAGGAUUGUCAGGCCUUUGUCGUCAAAUGCUUGGCUUGUCAAAAGCACGGGAACAUUAUUCAUACACCAGCUACAGCGUUGUCUGCCAUAGUAUCACCAUGGCCCUUCGCGCAGUGGGGAAUGGACAUAGUCGGUCCAUUCCCGACCGGUCGUUCCCAGUUCGAUUUGCCAAAGUACAUUAUCACUGAUAACGGUCGACAAUUCAUCGACAAAAAGCUGGUGGCGUUUUAUAAGGAGUUGGGAAUCACACCUUUAACCAGCUCAGUAGAGCACCCACAGACGAACGGUCAAGCGGAAGCUAUGAAUAAGAUCAUCAUUCAAGAGCUAAAGAAAAAGCUAGGGGACGCCAAAGGAGCAUGGGCAGAUGAGUUGCAGCAGGUACUUUGGGGUUACCGAUGCUCCCCACACAGCGCAACCGGAGAAUCACCAUUUAACCUCACUUAUGGGUCAGAUGCAAUGUUACCGGUUGAAGUCGGGGAGAAUACACUACGAAGAAGUAUUGCUGACAUGGGUGAAAAUGAAGAACAUCUCAGAAGCAAUCUAGAUAUACUCCCCGAACGGCGUGAUAUGGCAGUCGUUCAGCUCGAAGCUCAUAAAAGGCUCGUUGCUCGACGCUACAACACCAAGGUUAAACCAAGGCAAUUUGUAGAAGGAGACUUGGUUUGGAGACGAACGGGUGAGGCGAGGAAAAAUCCCGCACAUGGGAAGUUAUCCGCCAACUGGGAAGGCCCGUUCAGAGUAAAGGAGAGUUUGAACAAUGGCGCAUACCGAUUGGAGUGUUUAAAUGGAAAAGCUAUUCCUAAUACAUGGAACAUUUCUCAUUUGAAGUUUUAUUUUAGUUGA